This is a messenger RNA of Vicia faba (fava bean), 447 nucleotides long. Lineage: Eukaryota; Viridiplantae; Streptophyta; Magnoliopsida; Fabales; Fabaceae. The record is from the annotation of a GenBank genome assembly.
AUGUCGUGUACCGCUCCCGGAAACGGUUUUCAGUCCAACUCUACGGUGGCGACGAUGUUAGGACGGAGGAGAAUUCCGAUACACACAUCCUUCUAUUGGGGACACAGAGCGGUUAUAUUAUUCAAGUGCUGGCCCGGCGACAGCGCCGGCAUGUACGCGUUGGCGUUGAUUCUCGUUUUCGUCAUGGCGGUUUUGGUGGAGUGGCUUUCGUUUACUAACAUUGUGAAACUCAAACCUGGGGCAUCAAACGACGUUGUUGGGUCGCUUCUUAGGACGGGACUGUACGGUGUUCGUACUGGUUUCUCGUACUUGGUUAUGUUGGCAGUUAUGUCGUUUAAUGGUGGCGUGUUUCUCGCCGCAAUUUUCGGACAUGUUAUUGGGUUUAUGGUUUUUGGAACUAUGGCUAUUCUGAAGAAAUCGGGUGGGUUGGAUUCUGCCAAAUCGUAG